AUGUCCCUCAGUUUGGCUUUGCCUGGUAUUUCCAGGUUUCCAGGUAUGCCUGAUGCCCACCCCGGGGAAGGAGCCACAUCCUCAUUCCUGGACAGGACCCAGCAGUUAAGCAUGGCCGAGGAAGGAAGCCUGGUGGAGAGUGUGGAGUCUGAGGCCAGCGACGAGGCCGAAGAAGACAGAUCACAGCUGGUGGUUUUGGACCCAAACCAUCCCCUGAUGAUAAGAUUCCAGGCUGCCCUGAAGAACUAUCUUAACCGGCAAAUAGAGAAACUGAGGCUGGAACUUCAAGAGCUGGGCGUGGCCACCAAGCAAAGCCGAAUCCAGAGGCAGGAGCUGGGGGUGGACCUUUACGGGGUCCAGCAGCACCUGGCCCGCCUGCAGAUGCAGCUCGAGAAGAGCCACGACCGCCACUCGAUCACAGCGUGCGAGAGGCGGAGGAAGGAGGAGGAGCUGCAGAGCGUGCGCCUGCGCUACGCCAGGACCUGCGAGACCGCCGGCGAGGAGCGCAAGAAGCUGGCAGCUCUGCAAACCGAGGUGGAGACCCUGGCUCUGCAUCUCUUCUACAUGCAGAACAUAGACCAGGAUGUGCGUGACGACAUCCGGUUGAUGAAGCGAGUCGUGAAGAAGUCAGAAGCCGAGCGCAUGCGGGCCGAGUUGGAGAAGAAGCAGCAGGACCUGCACGUGGACCAGCUGACCACCCGAGCCAACCAGCUGGAAGAACAGAUUGCCCUGUUCGAGGCCCAGUACCGCGCGCAGGCUGAGGACACCCGGACGCUCAGGAAGGCAGUGAGCGAGGCCUGCACGGAAAUAGAUGCCAUCAACGUGGAGAAAAAGCGCAUCCUGCAGCAGUGGGCCGCCAGCCUGCUGGGCAUGAAGCACCGCAACGAGGCUCACAAGACCAUCCAAGAGGCACUCAGCGAAUGCCAGCAUCAAGUCAAGUCCAUGGAUGGCGAGCUCGAAGCCUAUAAGAAAUCCAUCAUAAAGGAGGAAGAAAAGAAUGAGAAACUGGCCAGUAUCCUGAACCGGGCAGAGACGGAAACCAGCCUGAUGCAGAAACUGACUUCGCAGUGCCUGGCCAAGGAGGAGGCCCUGCAGAAUGAGUUCAACACCUACAGGCUCACCCUGCUGGACACGGAGGACGCACUGGGCAAGGCCCACAUGGAAUACACGGCAACCAUAGGCCAAUUGCAGACUCUCCACCAGACCAUCCAACAUGAGCUGGAGCUGGGGAGGAAGAUGGAUGCCUCCAUCGUGGAGAAGCUGCAGGAGCACGUGACCUCCAACAAGAUGACAAAGUACUUCCACCAGCUCAUCCUGAAGCUCCAGAAGGAAAAGACCAACCUGGUGACACAUCAUUCCAAAAUUGACGGUGACAUUGCUCAGACCACCCUGGACGUCACGAACACCAGCUGCAGGCUGGACAUGCAUCAGAAGACACUGGCUGAGCUGGACAAGGAAGUGAAAAAAGUCAACGACCUCAUCACAAACAGUGAAAAUGAAAUCUCCAGGCGCACAAUCCUGAUUGAGAGAAAGCAAGGCCUCAUCAACUUUUUGAACAAGCAGCUGGAGCAGAUGAUUUCUGAACUCGGGGGGGAAGAAGUGGGGCCCCUGGAGCUGGAGAUCAAGAGGCUGACCAAGCUGAUCGAGGAGCACAACGCCGGCGUGACGCAGGCCCAGGUGACCUGGCUCCGGCUGCAGCAGGAGAUGGUGGUGGCCACGCAGGGGCGCGAGAAACACCUGGCCUCCCUGGACAUGUCCAAGAAGGAGAUCCACAUCCUGGAGCAGAAGAAACUACGGAUAGAAAACAAGAUCGACCAGGAGAAGAAAGAGCAGAAGCAGAUCGAGCGGCACAUGAAGGACCUGGACAAUGACCUGAAGAAGCUCAACGUGCUGAUGAACCAGAGCCGAUGCAGCUCCGAGGAGCUGCAGCAGGGCAACCUGGCCACAGAGGGCGAGUUCGUGCGUGCGCUCAAGGCCUCGGAGCGAGAGACCAUCGAAAUGCAGGAGAAGCUGAACGAGCUCAGGGAGGAGAAGGCGGCCGUGCUCAACAGCCUGGUGGAGGCGGAACACCAGAUCAUGCUUUGGGACAAAAAAAUCCAACUGGCAAAAGAGAUGCGCGCCUCAGUGGAUUCCGAGACGGGCCAGGCAGAGAUCCGGGCCAUGAAGGCCGAGAUCCACAGGAUGAAGGUCAAGCACGGCCAACUGCUGAAGCAGCAGGAGAAGAUGAUCCAGGACAUGGAGCUGGCUGUCGCACGCAGAGAGACCAUCUCCACUCGGGCCGAGGGGCAGUGCAAGAUGGACAAGAAGCUGCUCACCCGCACAGACUUCCACCGCAAGCAGACCGAGCUGAGACGGAAGAUCAGGGACAUUCACAAGGCCACCGAGGAGUGCACCCAAACCAUCCUAGAACUGGAAGAAACUCAAAAAUCCGUGAGCGACUCCCUCCUGGAGAAACAGGAGCAGCUGUCAAGGAUGCAGGCCAAGGCCGACGAGCUCGAAGCUGACCUGUACCAGCUGGCAGCCCUCAAGCGGCAGAACCUUUCCACGCUCGUGGCCCUGCAGUCACGCCUCAAGCACCUGCAGGCCGUGAAGGACGGGCGCUACAUCUUCCUGCUCCGCAAUAAGCAGUCACUGCUGGCAGAGCUCAAGCGGCUGGACGACCGCCUGGCCAGCAUCAGCACCAUCCUCCACCACGUGAAGGACAAGUACCCCCAGUUCCAGGAGGCCCUGCUCAAGGUCAGCCGGUCCAUCAGCAACAGGCUGGAGUCAUCCGGGCCCUAGAGCGCCCACCCCAAGGAGGAGAUCAGUUUUGUGUAUCAUCAGGGGCUUCAAAUCUUUCUACCCUCAGAGACACCAGUUAAGAGAAACAGACAGGCCAGCAUUGUAGGAAUGUUUUUUUUUAAGCCACCCAGCAGUUUAAACCAAGUCAAAUUUCAGCGUUUCCAGUUGCAUUUCGGUGAGUCUUCCGCUUGCAAAGGCAGUGUCAGUGAACACGAACCCAUAUUCCCACAUUGGGCUUACUCCUCCAAGUAAAAUUGGAAACCCAGGUCUCUGCUCCUGCCCCCACUCCCAGCUUGGGUUAAAUCCAGAUUCCCAGCUUACACGAGCAAGUCCAGGGGGACCCUGGCUGCAUCUGGAAGCCUAAUGCCUGAGAUAAGACCACACAGGUGCAUGAACACAGACCUCCUUGUCUGCCCACUUGUCCUGCCCUCUCCUCCAGCCAGGGCUCCUCCCCCCACACUCUGAUUCCUGAGCCCCUGCUACCUAUGCCUUCUCUGCAGUUUAAAGGGAAAGUGUUCU
Aethalodelphis obliquidens (Pacific white-sided dolphin) is the source of this 3300-nucleotide messenger RNA. RefSeq names its product coiled-coil domain 40 molecular ruler complex subunit. Gene Ontology annotation, biological process: axoneme assembly; heart looping; epithelial cilium movement involved in determination of left/right asymmetry. Bases 1 to 2781 code for a protein of 926 amino acids. The transcript has 17 exons. NCBI's taxonomy places the organism in Eukaryota, Metazoa, Chordata, Mammalia, Artiodactyla, Delphinidae. The record is from RefSeq and is a predicted model, not a curated record. Gene Ontology annotation, cellular component: cytoplasm; cilium.